Molecule: messenger RNA, 7955 nt
Organism: Microplitis mediator
Lineage: Eukaryota; Metazoa; Arthropoda; Insecta; Hymenoptera; Braconidae
Product: protein bric-a-brac 1-like
Exons: 10
Coding region: 530-2617 (695 amino acids)
Biological process (GO): regulation of transcription by RNA polymerase II
Cellular component (GO): nucleus
Molecular function (GO): DNA binding; protein binding
Source: RefSeq, a predicted model, not a curated record
UCGUCCCAAUGUGUACAUGCCGUUGUCUAAACGAAACAAUAAUUUCUUAAAGAAACAUCGAGUAUUUAUUUUAAAUCUCAUAUAACUAAAUAAUAUCUGUGAUAAAAAUAUAUAAGUAGUGAUUAAUUAUCAUCGGACUCUCUUCAUCUCUACUCAAUUUUUUCAAACUUUAAAAAUUGUCAAGGAGGAAAAUUUUUGUGGAGUUUUUCAGUGAACUUGAUGUAUGUUUGGCCUCAAAAAAUACAUGCAGUGUCUUUUUCGCUAUAUUUCAAUUUUAUAAGUUUAAGUACCGAUGGAUAUUCUUCGAGUGUUUGGGGUAUUCAAGGUGAAAGUUAAGACCGAGUUAACAUUAUAAAGCAGAGAUUAAAUAAUGGAUUAUAAUGAAUAAUGUGUUGUGUGUUACAGAUGAUCCUUCCAAGUCUGUGAUCCGUUUGACAGAGUAACCAGCGAUUGCAACAAAGACACUAGUGUUGUACUGAUUAAAAAUUUUUUUUAACUAUUAAUAUUAAUAAUAAUAAUAAAAUUCAUAAUGACGCAACAAAGUGGUGCUGGUUCACCUCAGCAGUUUUGCCUGCGAUGGAAUAAUUAUCAAACAAAUUUAACAAAUGUCUUUGAUCAAUUGCUGCAAAGUGAGAGCUUCGUUGACGUGACACUAGCAUGUGAUGGACAUUCCGUAAAAGCUCACAAAAUGGUAUUAUCUGCUUGCAGUCCGUAUUUCCAAGCAUUAUUUUUUGAAAAUCCAUGUCACCAUCCAAUUGUUAUUAUGAAAGACAUAAAGUGGCCGGAAUUAAAAGCAGCUGUUGAGUUUAUGUACAAAGGAGAGAUAAAUGUAUCGCAAGAACAAAUAGGACCUUUGCUUAAAGUUGCCGAGUGUUUGAAAAUACGUGGAUUAGCGGAUGUCAAUAAUGAACAUGAAUUGGUGUCCAAGCCGAUGCACAGUAGUCAUCAACAGCAACAACAGCAGCAACAGCAACAGCAACAACAGCAACAGCAAGCGCUGCAACAGCAACUGCAAUCGGAGCCGGCAUUGUCACCGGCCAGUUCAAUUCACAAUCAUAAUCACAACAACCGUAAAAAACGACGCAGAGUAUCGAGUGAACGAUCACCAGCGAGUGUUAAUGACAGUCCCGAUCAUCAUAGUUUGUGUAUGACUGAAGACAAUGACCACUCGUCAGUAAUGUCGGAAGUGCAAAAUCUGGUGGCGUCAUCGACACCUCGGUCAUUGAGUUCGCCUAGUAUGCCAAGUAUUUCAGUGACACCGCAGAUAAAUUUACAAGAUCUUCCAGUGUCACUGGCAUUGCCACCACCAGUAUCGGUCAGCCAAAGCCCUCACCCUGCAAUAUCCCACCACGUGCCAGUCCACGUGACACCCACUGGCCACCCGUCCGUCAACCACCUCGGUGCUCACCACGUGGCUCAGCUGUCGGUACACCAGCAACAGGCACAACAGGCCCAUCAGCAAGCACAUCAGCAUCAACAGACACUUAGUAGUCAGUCUAAUCUUAUUGAUGACCUCGAGAUCAAACCUGGCAUUGCUGAGAUGAUUCGCGAGGAGGAAAGGGCCAAGUUGUUGGAAUCAUCCCACGCUUGGCUCGGUGCCUCCACCUCCAAUAUAUCAGCAGAUAGCUAUCAGUAUCAACUGCAGUCACUGUGGCAAAAAUGUUGGAACACAAAUUCUGGGUUGGUGCAUAACUUGCGCUUUCGUGAACGUGGACCACUAAAAUCAUGGAGACCGGAAACUAUGGCUGAGGCGAUUUUCAGUGUUUUGAAAGAAGGAUUAUCGUUAAGUCAAGCUGCUAGAAAAUACGAUAUUCCAUAUCCAACAUUCGUUCUUUAUGCAAAUCGAGUGCAUAAUAUGCUUGGACCAAGUUCUGAUGGUAGUGCUGAUCUCCGACCGAAAGGAAGGGGACGACCUCAGAGGAUUCUUUUGGGUGUUUGGCCGGACGAGCAUAUCCGGGGUGUGAUUAGAGCGGUGGUAUUUCGCGACGGAAAUAUCGUGAAAGAGGAACCGACCCCGUUAUAUCCAAGUCUAGCGAAUUAUGCGUGCAAUGGACCAGAGGGCGCGGUAAGCCCUAGUGCUGCUGCGGCCGCUGCGGUUGCCGCGGUCGCCCAAGGUCUCCGACACCAAAUGUGCAGUAUGGUAGCGGCUGCCCAAUCCCACCCCCACGAUAUGGUAGCAACAAAUCUCUCGGCAAACUUCCAAGCGGCUGUCCAAGUCAGUCAGCAUCAUAUGAAUAAUAACAGUGGAUCAAGUAACAACAAUAACAGAAACUCCCCAUUGAUGCUCGGACUGCCAAGUCCUGGGUCCGGUGGACCACCAGAAAGUCCAAUGGAAGGCAGCCCAUUGGCGAGUCCCCUCGCGCCAUUAAUGGACCCCGCUCACAUACCGAGUAGUGUUGAAGUCGGAAUCGGUAUCGGUGGACUAGGUGGUCUAAGUGGACUAGGUGCAAUAAGUGGAAUGCAUUAUAAGCCACAACGUAGUUACAUAAGCCCACGACCUGAUAAUAUCUUCCAAGAAGACAUCGCCGAUUUGGUUAAAAGUCAGCAUGGACACAAAGACAAAGACAAAGUACCGGUUAAACUAGAACCGCUAACUGACUCUCGUAGUGAACAGUAAUCUUAAUUAAAUGAUUAUUAUUAUUAUUAUUAUUGUUAAUUAAUUAAUUAAUUAAUCGCAAUAAAACUUUUAUGGUUUUUUGCUAAAAAUAAUUCCAUCAAUCUCGACGACUCAAUGAUUAACAUAAGAGUGAGACUGCUUUGGUUUUAAAAUUAACGUAAUUUUUUAAAAUUUAAAAAAAAAUGUUAAUGCUGUGAGUGAAGUUACACAAGAAGACAAAUGGUGAUAAACUCAUAAUUUAAAACGGGCCUUGAUUAAUAAAAAUUUAAAAAAUAUAAAUAAGGAAAGUGUAUAAUCAAAAAAGCGAGCGAGCCUUGCAAAGAGUUAUUGUCUCGUCCGAGUGUUGAAAACUUUUUACUUAUCGAAAAAAAAAAUAAAUUUUUUUUCUGAUUAAGAGAUGGUGUAAAAUAUAAACAAUUAUUAUUAUAAUUAUAUAUAGAUAUUAAUUAAAAAAAAAAACAUAAUUUAUUUAUUAUUAUUAUUUUAGUCAAUAUAUUGUGGACUUCAAUGUGCGCCAAAAUUAUCGUGAUCGUGGAUUUAGAAAAUGAAUGAAAAUUUGAAAAAUUUAUAAUAAAUUAGUUUGUCGUGAUAGCAAAAUUGCGAGUAAAAAAAAAGUAAAUAAAUAAUAGCUAACACGUAAUUGAUGUAUGCAUAUUAUAUAUGUUAAUGCCAAAUGUAUAAUAGUUUAAUAAGAAUCGAUUGCAUGUUAUAGCGGGAAUUUUGAAAAAAAUUAAAUAAAAUAAAUAACAAGAUUAGUAAUAAAUAAUAAUGAUAAUAUUUAUAAUAAUAAAAUUAUCACAGCCUUUUGCAAGAUAAGAAUGAAAGAGAGAGAGUGAGAGAGAGAGGGAAAUGAAAGGAUUUAAAUAUAAUAUAAUGUGAAGCAAAAUAUGAGAUAAUUGACGUACAAGUUUAUCCUUGGAGUGACGUGUGUCGAAAUUACUCAUAUAUUAAAUUUAAUUAAUGGACGGAGUUGGUAAACUUUUGCAUACAAUGAUGGUGAAUUAAACGCAAUGACAUUGCCUGCGAUUUUCUAGUCAUAAAAUGUUUAUUAAUUAUAUAUACAUUGGAAUUCGACACGCGCAACUCGAGAUAAAAAUAUAAAUUUUAAACAAUUAGUUUUUUUUUUUAAUUGAAAUAAAAUUUUAUUUAUCGACCCUUUGUCCGUCGCGCUAUGAGCGCAGCGCCGCAAUUUUUAUUAAAAGAUCAUUUAGAAGAAAAUAAAUUUCCUAGUCUUUCGAAAUGUAAUGAGUUAUUUUACGAUACUUUUUAGUAGCGAAAGGAUAAAUGAUAUUGAUUUUUCUGAUUUUUUAAAUAUAUAUAAAAUAAUUUUUUUUGUUAGAAAACCUGAGAAAAUUAACGAUUUGCCGCUAACGUGAGUAAACUCGCCCUAGCGAAUCCGAAUUACGGUAAAUUAUCGUAUUUUAUCGUAAAAUACUGUAUUUUACUGAAAACUUGCCGUAUUUUACGGUAGAAUGCAGCAAAAUACGGUAAAUUACGGUGUAAUACCGCACAUUAAUGUACUUUACUGAAAUUUAUGGCAUUUUUACCGUAACACAGUGGAACACUUUCCGGUAAAAUGCCGUAAUUAUGCGAUGAAUCUGCAGGUUUACGAUGAAAUACCACAAUAGUACCCCAAAUUUACGGUAAACUACCGCACUUUUGCCGACAGAUACUGCACUUCUACCGUAAAAUAUCGCAGAAUUGCAGUAAAUUUGCGGUAAAUCGGCCGUAGUUUUACCGUAAAAAUGCUGUAACUCACUGCAAAAUAUCGUUCUUUACUGCAAAUUUGCCGCAUUUUACGGUAGAAUACGGAAAAAUACGGAAAUUUACGGUAGCUUACCGCAUAUUACUGUAAUUUACCGAAAUUUAUGAUAUUUUUACUGUGGUGAACGACUUCACUUUACGGUAAAAUUCCGUAAUUUUGCAGGAAAUCUGCACGUUUACGGUAAAAUGCCGUAAUGUUACCGUCAAUUUGCAGUGAUUUCACCGUAAGUUUGCCGGGAAAAUUGCCGUAACUGUCGGUAAUUCUUUCGAAUACAGUAAAUUACUGUAAUUCGAAUCCGCCAGGACGAGCGUUAAAUUUGUUUGGAUUUUCAAUGCAGUGUUGCCAGUUAUCACCAGCGACCCAUUUCCAGUUCAUUUAAUUCAUCUCUUUCUUUAAUAAUUUUUUUUUAGUAAAAAAAUUCUAAAAAAAAAUGAUAAUUGUCAUGACUAGACUAGUCGUAUAAGUUCAUGUGGUUUUGAUUUUUAAAAAUCAUAGUUAUGAUACUUGGCAACACUGCAAUAUUAAAAACGCAACGGCAAGGCGGACAGAGGGUUAAACUGAAUUAAAGUUUCUUAUGUAUGUAUAAAUUUAUUCGUUGACUUUUGUAAAAUAUAAUAUUAUUUUAAAAAUGCCAGUAUCUCACUUGCUACUUGUAUUAAAAGAUAAAAAAUGUACAAAAUUUGUCACUGUCUUGUAAAAAGAAGUUUUAAAAAAAAUGGUGAAUAAUAAAAUUUAAAAAAAUAAUAAAUUUAUUAUUAAAAAUGUGGUGCGAAAAAUUGAUGUAGAUGAAAAUAAAAUUAUUUAAGUGUAAUAAAUUGCCUUCCUGCCAUAUUUGGGGUAUGCCAAGUAUAAAAAUUAUAAGGUUUAGGAAAUAAAUAAAUGAAAAAAACUUAAAUAAAAUAAUCACUAAAUUAAAAAUUUUUAAUAAAAUUUAGACUGGAUCUUUGAUGAAUUUUAAGGUAAAACUUUAAGAUUGUAGGUGUGAAUCUAAAUGGAAAAUUGUGAUGUGAAUGUUUUUAAUUUCUUGCAAUAAUUUUUUUUUUAUUUUCUUGGAUUAUAAAAAUUAUUUUUAAAAUGAUCAAGGUCGUGGUAUUUUUCAAAAUUUAUAAGGACCUUUUUUUAGGAUUCUCGAUCACUCGGAUCUGAUAAACUCUUUUAAAUUUCGUGCUAUCGAACGGUCUGAUAAUUAUUAAAAAAUAAAAAAUAAAUUUCUAGUGGGUGUAAGUAAACACUAUUCGAAGUGGCCUUUCAAAAAAAAAAUAAAUUAUAAAUCUAAAAAACAAAUCUCAGAGAAAAUGUUGUUUUUGGCUUUUCCCAUUUGUGUCUAGGAAUUGAAAAGAAAGUUCUCGCGCGCUUCGGUCAUUUAAAUAUUUUCUUAAAUCAUAACUUAUUUUAUAUUACUCCAGUAUUUGUGUAAAAAUAUUAAUUUUUUUAUACUGGACUAAUGUUUAAUAAUAAAAAAAAGUUUUUGGAAUAAAAAAAAAUAAUUCGUUCCAAUUAGCACAGUUGGUAAUUAAUAUUUAAAAAUAAAUAUUCUUGAUACAAACGUUUUUGUGCGAAAAAAAAAAUUCAAAAAAUAAAAAAAAAUUUUAAUAAUAAUAAUAAUAAUUGUAACAUUACCAAAAGUGCGAAGGAGACGUUCUUUAUUACAUAGAAAUUAAAAAAAAAAUAAUAAUUCACUGGCUACCGAUCUCCUUCAUAUAAAAAUAUACAAAAUUGUAUACGUACUAUUUCUUACUUCCGGUUUGUAAAAAAAAAAAACGGAAAGGAAAUUCAUUGUAAAAAUUUAUACAAUUUAAGCUUAAAUGUGUUCAUAUAUAAGCAAACUUAAAAUAAAUAUGAAAUAAAAUUUCAUGGGUCGAGAGAUAAAUAAAUAAAAUAAUUAAAAUUUUUAGAGAGAGAAUAAAUGAAAUAAUUAAAAUUGCGAGACCGAGCGAGCGAGUGUACGAGAGACGUGAGUUUGAAUGUACGAUUGAUGAAAAAAAAAAAAAUAAUAAUCAAGUAAAUAAUUUAUUAAAAAAGAAAAAAAAAAGUAGUAAGUGCCUUCCAAAAAAAAUUAAGAGUCCCGUAGAUCGUGACCAGUAAGCGAAUUUGAAAAUUUCGUGUUAAUAAAAUCUUGAGGUAAAUCUUGUAUUAUUAAAAUUCAUUAAAAAAACCUGAAAUUUUAAAUGAAAAGAAAAAAAAUCCAAAUCACAAUAUGCCGUUUAAAGGGGGAAAGGGGUCUGAGAUACAAAAAAAGAACAUAUUUUUGAAAUUUUUUUUUUUUUUGAGUUCUAUCUUCAUUGAAAUUCUUAAAAUUUGUGACAUUAUUAAGCGGAUACGCUACCGGACCUCUUUCUCACACUCAGAAAAAUAAACGGGACUUUCUUUGUUGCACUCAUAGAGUAAAUGAGAAUUGUCUAGCCUAGGCAUGCUCAUGUAUGAUCAUAUAUGAGCUCAUGUAUAAUUAUACAUGAACAGAUAUGAUCAUGUCUGACCAUUUUUCCGCUAUUCGAGUGCAGAUAUGACCAUACGUAACCUCAUAUACAAUCAUGCAUGAUCAUACAUGACCAUGCAUGAUCAUACAUAACGUCAUGCAUGAUCGUAUAUGCGAUCAUGUAGGAUCAUACAUGAACAGACAUGAUCAAAUCUAAGUAUUUUUUCCCGGGCUUCUAUUAAGGUUUCAAAAAAUGCUAAAGAUUCUCUAUUUUAGGUUUUCAGUAUUUGCCCGUAAAUUAAAUUUAGUUAAAAAUCGGUUACCGUUACCCCUUAAGCAUCAUUCCAAGAAUAUUCUGCUAAAUUUUCAUAAAAAAAUAUUGAAAAAUAAGCCAGUGGUAGCGGGGAGAGACGAGUCACCUCAAAAAAAGUCUCAAUGCCGUAGGCUAGAUAACUCAUGACUGCCUCAUCUGAAAUAAAAAAACCAAACAGAUUUCUUUAGUACACAAGUUUAUUUUGGAUUUGAACGAAGGAAUAAACAAAAUAUUCAUUUUUGAAUUUUUGGGAAAGGUGCAAUGAAAAAACUCUGAUUUUUGCCAAAAAUUGUUCCUCUUGUUUAAUUAAGAAAUAAGUAGUUAUUUUUUAUUCAGAUGAAGCAGUCGUGAGCUAUCCUGCCUACGGCAUGGAGACUUUUGUUUUUGAGGUGACUCGUCUCUCCCCGCUACCACCGGCUUAUUUUUGAAUAUUUUUUUAUGAAAAUUCGGCAGAAUAUUCUUGGAAUGAUUCUUAAUAAGAUCACAAAUUUUAAGAAUUUUAAUGAAGAUGGUACUCUAAAAAAAAAAUUUCAAAAAUAUACUUUUUUUUUGUAUCUCAAACCCCUUCCCCUCCUUAAAUAAAAAAAAAAUGUGUGGGUGGGUUAAGAAUGAAUGCAGAGUAAUAAAAAAAAAUAAACGCAGUUGUAUACGUCGUUAAAUUUUUCAAAAUUAUUUUCGACGUUUCUUGAUGGUUUACUUUAAAAAUUAAAAAAUAAAAGACACAAUAAUAAAUAAAAUUCUUUUUGGAUAAAUCCAUAACCGGUAAUACCCUGAAUGGCAUGUCUGUAGGAAGUUCAAUUUUAAUUUAACAAAAAAAUUUUAAGGGGGAUGAUAAAUGAAUUAA